AGCAUACACUGACGAUGGAUGAAAGAGAUGAUACAGAAUUCCCAACUCAAGGACAUUUUAUCAAGUUAUCUCAGGUAUUUAAUAGCGAGAGAACAACAUUUUUAUUAAUUUGUAUACUUUUUAGAAUGAUAAAUGUUAUACAGAAUUGUUUGAAAUAAACUAGCUGGGUAACGUAUUGAAUACAAAGAUGUUUAUGUGGAGCCUAGCAAGACAGGUUAGGUAAGCUAGCUCGCCAUGCCUAUACCAAGGCGAAUUCCUUCCAUGCUCCUGUUUACAUGUGGGCUGGGUAACGUAUUGAAUACAAAGAUGUUUAUGUGGAGCCUAGCAGACAGGCUAUGCAUGCAAGCCAGCUCGCCAUGCCUAUACCAAGGUGAUUUCCUUCCAUGCUCCUGUUUACAUGUGGGCUGGGUAACGUAUUGAAUACAAAGAUGUUUAUGUGGAGCCGAGCAAGACAGGCUAUGCAUGCAAGCUAGCUCGCCAUGCCUAUACCAAGGUGAUUUCCUUCCAUGCUCCUGUUUACAUGUGGGCUGGGUAACGUAUUGAAUACAAAGAUGUUUAUGUGGAGCCGAGCAAGACAGGCUAUGCAUGCAAGCCAGCUCGCCAUGCCUAUACCAAGGUGAUUUCCUUCCAUGCUCCUGUUUACAUGUGGGCUGGGUAACGUAUUGAAUACAAAGAUGUUUAUGUGGAGCCGAGCAAGACAGGCUAUGCAUGCAAGCUAGCUUGCCAUGCCUACCAAGGCGAAUUCCUUCCAUGCUCCUGUUUACAUGUGGGCUGGGUAACGUAUUGAAUACAAAGAUGUUUAUGUGGAGCCGAGCAAGACAGGCUAUGCAUGCAAGCUAGCUCGCCAUGCCUACCAAGGCGAAUUCCAUCCUAUGCAUGCUCCUGUUUACAUGUGCGAUUUCGGUGACGCAGUCGUCAGAGCAAGCGCCUUUCAGCUGUGAUAAGGAGGGUUCGAUUCUCGCUACGGGCCCAUGUGAGAAGAGUCCGUCAACGCUCUGUUGAAAAGUCGUGGGUUUUCUCCGGGUGCUCCGGUUUCCUCCCACUGGAAAAGUUGACAGGGUGGAUUAGAAAGACACAUGCAGUUAAGAAAGCAAUAUCACAAUUGUUGCAAAAGAUAAAAUAGUUUAGGCUAAGUGUAUAAUACAUUAAUACUUGAUGCAAAGCGCAUUUGAUCAUAUCCACAUGUAAAUUUGCGCUAUAGAAAUGUUAAUCUUAAUCUUACUGUACAUGGAAGUCGCAGGGAAAUUGUGAGCAUGGCCCGCAUUCUGCUGUGUCGACACUUUCUUUGCAUAACAUACACUUAAGGAGGCUCCCUACAGUUGCGUGCGGGAUCUUCGCGGGACCAGUACGUGAACUAUCCCACGCAACCGCAUGAUCAAAACAAAACAACAUUUUCUUUUUAAAAAAAAGCUAUUUCUGAAAGGUUUCUAAUGGGAAAAAGCGUUGAAUAAUACUUCAUUUUGAGUGCCAAAUUACUUGCGAGUCUAUACAGCAAUUCUACAUAUGAUACGAAUACCACUAGACCAACAAAUAGCUACGAAACAAUGUGUUUUAAUGUUUUUAAAAUAUACAUUGUCAACUGUAAAACAUUUGCAAAAUUGCAUACAAACGUUUAAAAAGUUGUUUAUUUCUCAAGAAAACGUUCACGUUUUUAGUCGUGUUUCUACAAGAUUAAAGUGAUUAUAUGUAAACAGAAAAAUAUUUCAGUUUCAUAGCCUAAUUGUUCAUUUUUAGCAAAAAGUACAAAACCAAACAUGAAACAAAAAAACACGUCCACCUGUUAGUAGGCUGUUACAGCUCAUAGAUUGAGUAAACGGCAGGAUUCAAUUAGCUUCAACCUUGUUUUCAUCGAUUUAAUCCUUCACAAUAAUCCUUGGCUGUCCAUAGCACUCAAAUAAAUCGAAAAGUUGACAAAAACAAAACAGUAAAAACAACAUUGCGGCUCGAUUUUGCUGAAUGAAAACUCGUUCUACGCCCGCGUACAAUCUUUUACUAGUCAGCGACGCUUUUCAAUAGGGGAAUUUCUCGAGUUACACGAGGCUAUUUUCUAACUUUAUUUGCAUUUUACUCAUUAGUUUCAUCGGUGACCUAUCUUCAAAUUUUGACCACGAAUUUAUUUUGCGGUAAAUUUUAUAAAUUUCAAAUUUUAAAAAAAUCUGUAGUGUGGAAAUUUCGCAAUAAAUAUUUCGCUUUUAAAAAAAUCACACACUACAGAAUUUUUUUAAACUUUCACCACAGUUGCAGAGCAUCAUUCCUUAUUGAUAUAUGAAAUAAAAAAGAUAGGUCACCGACAUCGUUUUUGAGAUAGCGGCACAUUUAUGGGUUAAAUUGGAAGGCUUUAUGCUGUCGUCAUGUUGCCAUGGGAACAUUGACAUCGUCGAAAUCUAGUUCGAAAUAUUCCUUAGGUGACCAAUAUUGCCACCAAGUCGAAAAGAAUUCGCGUUUUGCACGAAUAAGCCUGUUUUACGGAAUUAUUGCUUAAACAAGAAUAACUGUAGGGAGCCACCUUAAAGGCCCAUUUCCACUCAAGAAAAAUUUCCACGGACAGAAAAUUUUCCGAAAAUGUCAUUGUUAAAAGUUGAAAAUUUUCAACUUCAAAAUUUUUUUCCGACGGAAAAUUUGUGUCGGCCAAUCACGUUUUACAAAAGUUUUCUUUCCGCGGAAAAUUUUCUUGAGUGGAAAUGGGCCUUAAGGAAUGAAAAAAUAAAAGAAAUGAGAUGAAAAAUGUCGCCAGAGUAAACUGGGCCAUGCUCAAAAUUUCCCUGCGACUACUUUUUACAUGACAAGGCUUAUAUGUCAGAAAUUGUGUUGUUGCAAAAAUUGCCUCGUGUAAUGUGGCCUCGUGUAAUAUGGCCGUAGAUAAGGCGUUCUGAAGCCAACGUUUCAAUCACAAAAACGAGGUUCCGUAUCCAACGCAUUGCACUUUCCGGAAAUGUUUAUUAGGAUUCAGUAAGCUCAACUUGCAUGAUCAGUCGAAAUAUGGUGUGGUUCCUUGAAAUACACGCUUGAAUACAUCUUGGGUCUUAAAAUACAUCUAUAAUAUAGUGUUUAGGUUUGUUUUGGCAAGCAAGCCCUCCAAAACAGUCCCAUGCAUGGAAACAGUGACAUGGAUACAAGUCCCUUCGGUAGGUACACUGUAUAAGUUGGACGACUUCACGGUGCGCAACUCUUUUAAGUUAUUAUUUCAGUAUUACGGUUUAAUGGUUCGAUGAAAUAGUGCCAUUCAACACAAGAAUUGUAUAUUUUCACCGUGCGCAAGCUAGAUUGCAUAGACAUGAACAAAAAUAUAGGUCAAAUACUUUUUACAUAGACCGUUUUUCUAGCCUAUAUAUCUUCACUGACUAUAUACAUGGCAUUAGAGAGGCUAAGAUUGACGUUUACGGCAGACUUCGAACGGCAAACUUCAAGGCGUUUUUUGAGGUCAACUGUUAGCUGUUCGAAGUUUGGACAAUCUGUGCGCUAAGAUUGAAGCAUGAAGUCGCUAAAAACUUGUCGAGACCUUCGAAAACGUGUAAAACGUACCUUUGUUUGCGGUUAGCGGUAAGCCGUAAACGUGAAUCUUAACAUCUCUAAUACUAAACCAACUUUACAGUGUUCACUACUUUCAAAUGACAGGAAUACGCUGGUCUACUUGGUGAUGUAAAUUAUAUAAAGAACGAAGGAGAGCUAAACUUGUUUGGCAGUGGCUCAUGGGAUACGGUAUGAAGAAAAUCAGUAUUUAGUGUUCGUCAUUACUUAUUUCGCAGUACUGUACCUCGGCAACUGUCAUUUUUCUCAAUUCCUAUAUCGUGCAUGCAUGGUUGGGUCGAAAUUUCGUAUUUGAAGACUGCUAAUGUUUAUAAUAUGGCAUUUGUAAAUUCUGAACGCUGAUUUGCUACGAGCCGUGUUGAUAUUUAACAAUUAUUCGCCGAUCGCGAGGUGAUUAUCGGGGAAUAUUCUCUGAGACGAAGUCGAGGCGAAUAUUCUCCGAUAAUCGCCGAGCCUGAGGUGAUUGUGUUUCUUGGGACUGAAUUUAUUUUAAUUUUGCUUAUUUCUUUAGCAGUAACUUCCGCAAAAUGGGUAUUUCGAUUUUGUUAUAUAAAUACGUUAAAUUUGACCAAUCAACUUGUAGGAUUUGUACGUCAAAUUUGACCAAUCAACUUGUAGGAUUUGUUAUCUUCACUUGUGCAAAAAUACUAAACUGUAUAUCAACACGGAAUAUGUUUUAUAUUUGUUAAAUAUAUGUUCUUAAUUUAGGUAUUUUCCAUGUGCGCCAAGGCAGGAUUUCUGAAAUCAUUUUCUGAAAAAUCACAUAUAAACGACAGGUUAGUAAGAGUUACUGUGAAAAGGAAAAAAGACAUGAAAUGUUCUAAGGGCCUGUUAUAUGGUAAGCGAGAUCUCGCUGUGUAGUUAUUUUUAUAGUAAAAAUUAUCGCGCGUUUAUAUGGACAAGCGGUUGGCCCGCUUGCCGAGAUUUUGCUUGAAAGAAGCGAGAUCUCGCUUACCAGGAUGGAAGUUUCUCCAUAUAAACACUCACAAGCGGGCUAGCCCGGUUGCCGGGAUGAAAGUUCAAAGAUACCGCCGCAAGCUAUUUUUAACAACUGUCAAAACAAUGUCAAAACAACAAAUUGUCCCAGCAAGCAGGAUGAAAUUUUCUCAUAUAAACACAAAUUCAUCCCGCUUACUGGGCUGUCUCGGUAAGCGACAUAUAAACAGGCCCUAAACACUAAGCUAAGCGACAUAUAUAAACAGGCCCUAUAACAGGCAUAGGCAUGUGUCCAGCUUCCAUAUAAACAGGCCCUAAAUGUUAAUAUUUAUAGCUGUUCAGAUUUGAAUACCGCUUUACCUCUCACUGGCUCAGUGCGCAUCUGAUUGGUUAAUCGGGCAGAUUAAUCACAUGUGAUUGGUAAUAGCAGCGGUAGUGGAAGCCAAUAUCACUGCAUGAGUACCGUAUCAAAAUUAACUACCUUUUUUUCAGUCAAAUCUGACUAAAAAUGGUAGUUGAUUGCGUUUGGAUUGUGACGUGAAAAUAUUAUCUCUCUUGGAAACUCAACAAAGUAAGAAAAACCUGAACGUACCGCCUUCAUUUCAUUUCAAAGAGUCAAAGCAAUUUUGGGCUGUUCUAAAGGCAUGUAAAGCCUAAAAUCUGGGACUUUAGCCACGGACCAUGCAAAACAUUCUGAAAAAAAACUGGUUAAUACCAUGUCACCCGAAAUUCAAGAUAAAUGUGCAUGUAUUUUGUUCCGCUAUGUGCCGUCAUAUCGCUCGUUUUUUAUCUAUAAUGACGAACAGUUGUGAAAGAGUUUUGUGCGGAAGCAUUUGAUGAUUUUAAUCUAGCCUCACGCUGAUGGGCUGAUUUAAUUAAAACCUUCAAAUAUUUGUCAAAAUAGUGAAUACAUUUGUUUUGGAAUACUCAUUUUAAGAUGUAAAAGACGCUUAAAGUCGGUUUUAAACGGCGGGUUUUCCACAGAGCGAAUUUGUUCGCGCUAAGGUAGUGAAAAAUAAUUUUCGCCGAACGCCGUGAGGAGGUAGGAGCCGAUUCUACUUUUUCGCUGGGAAUUUUGCAGUUGGAGCUGAAAGAAGAUAUAAGUAAAAUUUAUUCGAAAAAAUAAACACGGAAAAAUAAACGUGAAAACUUCUGUCCGAAUGUCAAGUAAAGGACGAAAAUUAAAGAAGUAAGAAAUGGUGCAUGUAUGGGUACACCCCUAUAUUUUAAUGCCAACGGCGUCUUUCCUACAGAUGCGGUGUAUUUUCGGCGAGAAGUCGAAAAACUCUUGCAAAAUAGUUGCCCCUCGGCAAUUUUGUGCGAGUGGAUAGAGCAAAGAACUCUCUAGACCACGCUCCGUGGAACAAAUGCAGUCAUUUGCAUACGUUAUUAUAUUGUCGUCCGUCUUUAUUAGUUUUCUCCGUUUUCAUUCGUUUAGAUUUUUCCUCGGUGGACCGCUAUCUAUACGAGGUUUUAAAACUUAUGGAAUAGGACCAAGAAGACAAAGUAAGCUCAGUUUGCAUUGUCUGGUACAGUGAUGAAUGAAAAUCUUCCAGUUGUGCAUGUUCCUUUACUCGUCACGAAAUUAGAGACUAAAAUUGGAUAAUAUUAUAUGUUAUAUCUUCUUAUUAAAUUAGGAACUACUUGUUACUUUCAAAGUUAUAUUCUAACAUUUGUUUGUGUGUGUGUGUGUUUGUUUGUUUGUUUGUUUGUUUGUUUGUUUGUUUGUUUGUUUGUUUGUUUGUUUGUUUGUUUGUUUGUUUGUUUGUUUUUGUCUGUUUUUGUUUGUUUUUGUUUGUUUGUUUGUUUGUUUGUUUGUUUGUUUGUUUGUUUGUUUGUUUGUUUGUUUGUUUGUUUGUUUGUUUGUUUGUUUGUUUGUUUGUUUGUUUGUUUGUUUGUUUGUUUGUUUGUUUGUUUGUUUGUUUGUUUGUUUGUUUUGUUUGUCAGGAUGGAAGCUCGUGACAAAUAUUAUUAUAUUAACUUAAACGGCUUCAAAUAAAAGUAGCUUGAUAUUUCGCUAAGAGCAUCAUGUUUAUUCUUUGGGUCUUCAUUUUCUUUCACCCCGAAGCUGCGUUUCUACUAUUUAAAACACUCGCAGCCCGCGGUUUAUCACUCUGAUGAACAGCACGAGGGGACAGCCAGGUGAUUUCUAUCUGGUACCGGGCUAUAUGCGAGUGUCGUAUGAGUUCAUUGGCGAAGUAAUUUUAAAAAUCAACGUUGUCUAAGCCGAGAAAAUCGAUCAAAGCUAAGCCUAAAGUUUAUGUAAAAUGACAUGAUUUUUAUCACAUAUUUAACAUAAUUUAAUUUUUACCACCGACACCGUAGUGAUUUCCUUUUCUUUUCCUCGUGAAUUAGGAAAUGAAUUUUGCAAACAAUACAGAAAACUCCGCCUAUAAGCCCUUUACUGGGCUGACAGUUGCAUCCUGGUACCCAGGGUCUUUCCUCUUAGGGCAAAAGACCCUGGUGAACGCUGGUCACGUGAUCUGCUAAAAUCUAGCAUAUUUCUAAUUAGCUAUCUUGGAUUCCUUUACGACAAUCAUACAAAAUGCAAAUUAUAAAUUAAAUUAAACUAUAAAAAUUAUCCAAAUAUCAAAUAUGUAUUGACCUCAUCUUGGAUUGCUAAUUAAAAAUCUGCUAGGUUUUAGCAGAUCACGUGACCAGCGUCUACCAGGAUCUUUUCUUCCCUCGCUAAGAGGAAAGAUCCUGGGAACGAGUUUGUGACAGUUGCAGGUUUGGUCAAUUUUGGGCUAGCAUUUGGUAAGUAGACGUCAAACAUUUCGCAUAUUUACCAAAUACUAGCCUAAAAUUGACCAAACUUGCCACAAAGUCGGCUGAGUACAGAGCCUAGUUUAGACCUCAAAAAUUUAUACGACUGCGUGUCCUUAGUGUUUUGGUCUCUUUCUUCAGACGAUUCGUUAGGUGGUGAUAUGUACUGGUCAUUAGGACUUCAUCUCUAUACACCUCUACCAUUUCGACCCGGUGGUUUCGCUGAAAGGUUCCGUACUCAUAUGUUUGCUACUGCUGGGAAUCUCGCGCAAUUUACUGAAGGUACUGUACAGUAUAUGGAUUCUUUCUUUCCAAAAUCUUAUGUAAGAUUUUUUAUGUAAAAUCUCCUUUCUCUUCGUGCGAAUCAUACUCAUGAAAAAUUCUUAUUCGCUGAGGGCAAUGUAAUAUUAUUAGUGAGCUUAAGCAAGCGACGUUUUUGGUUUUUUAUUGAUUGACUGAUUGAUUGAUUGAUUGAUUGAUUACGUUAUGUGCUCUUCAAUGGAGACGUGUACAUAUACUAGUAGACUAAUUACUAAUAAAAAGUAUCAAACUAUUUACAAAAGUAACAAACUACACAUGCAAAGAAACUAAUAUAAAAGAAAUAUUAAGAUAUUUUAGAUUUAAACUCAGCGAGAGAUUGAACUCUAGUGAGUUUGACGUGUAUGUCAUUCCAUAUAGGGUAGCUCCUCUAUAGGAAAAACCUUUCUUCAAGGAUUCCGUUAAGGGUCUUGGUACAAAUGUUUAUGAUUAGAUCCACGCAAACUAUGUUCGUGUAUCAUUGACGUGGAAGUAAAUUUUCCAGACAAGUAACUAGGAACUACUUACUUGUUAACAGUUUUGUACAUAAAAGUUUUGAAUUGUUGGGUACGUCUGGUUUCAAGGUUUGUCCAAUUCAAUGAUGUUAAAAUAUCUGAUGACCGGAUGUUAUAAUCACAUUCAGUAAUAAUCCUUGCAGCCCUAUUCUGUAAUCUCUGUAACUUUUGUCCAAGACCCUUACCUAGGCUAUCCCAGACAAUACUACAAUAAUCAAAGUAUGGCUGUGCUAAAGCGUUAUAGAUCAUGACAAGAGUUGACUGUGGGAGCAAUGGUUUUAGUCUUCGUAGAACUCCAAUCACCUUGGAGACUUUGGAGAUUAUAGUUGAAACAUGAUGCUCCCAUGUCAAACUCUCGUCCAGUUUUAAACCUAAACACUUUCUUUCAAUUUCGUUUCCGGAGAUAGCUAUAUUAGGUUCUUCAGGAAUAGUACUUAAUUUUUGCCUGGAUGCCAUAAACAUAAAUUUAGUUUUAAUCGCAUUCAGGCUUAGUUUAUUCAGGAUAAGCCAGUUUUGGAGAGUUUUAAGGUCGUCAUUUAGAACAGAAAUCAACUUGUUAGGGUUGCUGUCCGCAAAAGUCAAGUUGGUAUCAUCAGCGAAUUUGUCAACAAUAGGUAUAGUUAAUUUUGGCGGCAUUUUGCAUCAUAACGCUUGUGUAAGGAAGCAAAUUAGCGAAGAUUAGCACAAACUGACACAAAAACAGUUUUUAAACCAGUUCCCCCUCGGAAAUCCGAGGUCCGUGUUCACAAAAAUUUCGCUUGUUUAGUGGCGAAAAGAUAUUUUUAUGGAAAAAGUCUUCCUGUUAAUGAUUUAUCACUGUGGUUUACCUAGUUUCUCUUGUGGGGGAAUUUCAUAUAGUAUUUUCACACAUGGAAUUUUGUGUGGAAUGUCAAUAAUUUGGUAACAAUCUUAUGUUUGGCGCACGAAUAUAUUUCAAUUUCCAACCUGCGAGCGGGCAUGAUACUCUGUCUUACGAAAUUAGGGGUAACUCUAACCCUAUUGUGCGCGAAACAUGAGGAUCCAGCCGAUAUUUUUCAUUGGGGAUGAUCUUUUGCGCAUUAAGUGUAUAUGUGAUGCGUGCGAUCAUUAAUUAUGCAUGAUAUCGUGUUUAAUUGACAUACUGUAACUCCAUAAAUUUUCCGGUUACCCUUAGGGGCGGACUAUUACAACUUAUGGGGGAAGGGGGGAAUUCGGCUGCUUACUUGUGAUGGAAUUUUUUGCGAGAUUUUUAAGGUGUUUUUUCCCAUGCGACCACCACCCCCAUCACUUUUCUAAUGGUCCGCCCCUUACACGAUUGAAAUAUUUUAUCUGAUAACCAAUCACUGACCAUGAAUACGCUACAAAACAAUCCUAGAUACACCUUGGAAAAAGCGAAUAGAAUCUCUAGGUGAAAACGUUCGAUGGUCGUAUGGAGCAGGACUCGUCUUAUUGGCUGGGAUAGCUCGGUUUGAGUUAAACUACUGCAUUUUAGGAUGGAACUCUCUUACUGACAGGUAAAUAUCUAUACGUCGGAUGUUUUUGUGCAGCAUAAUUCACCAAGGAAAUCUUGAAAAAGAUAUGCAUCAUUCUAAACAGUGAACAAUAUGGGGGGCGUAACCUCGUAAUACUUUCAUCUAUCACAUAAAAUCGGUUGCUCGGUCUCAAAAAGCGUGGUCACAAAAUGGCGGAAAUAUGAGAGUGAUUGCUCAUGGAUUAUAUACAGCUAUUUCAAUCAAGGUUGUCCACUAGCAAAGCGGAAAAGUCGAAUACGAGCGCGAAAGGCUGCUGCAUGGGAACCGCUUUGAAAAUUCAUUAAUUUGUUAGCAAUUCCCAGCAGCCUUUCGCGCUCGUAUUCGACUUUUCCGCUUUGCUCAUGGACAACCUUAAUUGAAAUAGCUGUAUAUCAUAGAUUAAAAUAUAUACUAUACAUAAUUAAUAUGUACAGAUUUUAUACUUUAUACUUUUACAAAAACGAAUAACAGUGCAAAUUAUAAAUGCAAAUCUACAACAUUAAAUUGUGUACAUCCCCAAUUUUUAUAAAAUACAGUAAAUCACCAAGGUUUGAUAAACAUUUUACUGAUCUGCUACCCAAGAUAAUUUGUUUGAACCUCACCCAUUUGACAAAAAUCCUCAAAAUAUAAAAUCCCGUAGAUGAAAGACUAUUAAAGGUACAAGUCUGAACUUUUGGAUUUUUACAUGUCUUCUACCUAUUGAAGAGGUGUGGUUCUACCCCCUGGAUGAAUGGACAUGGAAUUACCCAAAAACAACUUUAUAUGCGAAAGAAGGAAGAAAUUUGUAUCACAUUUUGUUUGUUCUGUGACCAAAUAUAUUUUGUUUUGACCGAAAUUAUCAAACAGUUGCCAAAAAGUCCAAAUUUUGCACGGAAAAUAUUUUGCUAUGCACCAGCAGUAUACUGUUUACUUCAGUAUUGCCUCCCAUUAGCAGUUACUCCCAUAUUUGUCAGCUUCAAUGUGCCACGCAAGCUUUCAGUCAAAAAGUAUUACAGCAAGCAUUCCAGAUAUAUUUAUAUAUACAUCUAUUUCAAUUAAGGUUGUCCACGAGCAAAGCGGAAAAGUCGAAUACGAGCGCGAAAGGCUGCUGGGAAUCGCUAAAAAAUUAAUAAAUUUAUUAGCGAUUCCCAGCAUUCUUUCGCGCUCGUAUUCGACUUUUCCGCUUUGCUCGGGGACAACCUUAAUUGAAACAGCUGUAUGCAUGUCAAUGCAAUUGGGGCUGGCUACACCUCUGAAGCUGAUUUUAGUUUUUAUACCGCCAUAUAUUAAUUAUAUUUUUGCUUUCUUUAGUAUCAACGCUGGUCUACAAUUCGGUGUUGGUAUCAACGACUUAUAGCGAGAUUUUAUUUAGAUAUAUUUGAAAUAAUACGAUACUUUCUGUACAAAAAUUUGCCGAAAACGGCUUUGAUCCUUUAUCUGUAAUGUGUUAUGAAUGUAUGGUAACUCAGGGCUCUUUUAUUCUGAGGUCAGACUGAAUUACCGUCUGAGAAAUACUACGUGAGUAUACUCUUAUACUGCAGUCUAAGAACAGUCACGCCGCAGAUUAAAGCUGCCAGAUUUGAAUAGUAGAUUCUGAUUGGUCAAAUUUGGCUGACUCGUGUUAUCUUAAAUUUAAGUUUU
Messenger RNA from Paramuricea clavata, 11152 nucleotides. NCBI's taxonomy places the organism in Eukaryota, Metazoa, Cnidaria, Anthozoa, Malacalcyonacea, Plexauridae. The record is from the annotation of a GenBank genome assembly.